AUGUCAGUCAAAGUUGCUGUUUUUCAAGUUGGGGACAAAGAGGAUAGAAGAGGCCAGAAAUUCUUGUUGCUAGUGCACCUAUACUUGAAGCCACAUCUGAAACUGAAAGAGAGGGUGUCAGCUCAUCAAUUUUGUCCCAAUAGCAUUAUAUCUGCUUGCACCUCGAUGCUUGAAUCACAUAGUAAAACCAAGAUGUGGCACCUCAUUGAGAGUGGCAAGUUCUGUCUAUUUGGGGCUGCAUGUUUUGACAUGCAUUCCCCAAAUGAGAGGGACACUGGAGUAUGCUUACUGUACCGCUCCACAGGUAGGUGCUACUUCCCGGAUUCAUGCCCCUUGAGAGGCAUCCCUACGCCACUUCCGUACGUGCCUCGUAGGUCAAGGGAGUAA
Ilex paraguariensis (yerba mate) is the source of this 387-nucleotide messenger RNA. Lineage: Eukaryota; Viridiplantae; Streptophyta; Magnoliopsida; Aquifoliales; Aquifoliaceae. The record is from the annotation of a GenBank genome assembly.